UCACCGAAAAUGUUAGUUCUAAUGGCUGUGCCCCGGCACAAAGUGUGCGCCAGUGGCGUGCACCAAGAAGAAGCAGGGCCGGGCGUUGGGCAGAAGCGGCUGUGAGCCGGGCCUGCGGCUCUCUUCGGGAGUGCCAUUUUCCCUUGGAAGAACAGUGAGCAGCUGCACUGGUGAUUCUCCGCCAAAACCACUCUGUCACAUCAGGGAAAACACAGCUGAUGCCGCGGGUAGGAUUUUCCAGUGAACAUCUGGACUCUGGAGAACUCACCUUUGCUCCCGUGCACCUGGUGCCUGCCCGGCGCUGGAGGCUGCUGGAUGCGCCGCGCGGCAGUGCCAGCCUCUGUGCUGCGUGGGUCCCUCGUGAGGAAGCGCGCCGUGUGAAGGCCGAGCGCCCCGUGAGUGCUUGCUUCCCCGACGUGUGGAGUCUGCAAAGCAUAUUUGGGUCCGUGAUUCCUCCCAGUGUAAGCAGCCAAUGGGUACUAGUAUCCCAGUCCCCAAAUGCCCCUGAGAUAAUUUCAAACUCUGCAAGGGCUUCUCACUUGGAGAGAAUUCCAGUGCCCAACUUCUAGCGUGAGACAGGAGUGUAGGCAGUUAUCUGCAAAGGCUGCUGAUGCUCCCCUCCCUUUCCAACCACACAUCCUUCCAGAUGUUCAUCGCUUCUGCCAGAGACCGAUGCGGCAGCAGAGGAACCCCGCUAAAGUCUGUCCCACAAGACAUUACAGAGAUCGAGACAUUACAGAGAUCGGCAAAAAGGGAACACAGCACGGCGCUUCUUACUAAAUUUUGUGUGGGUUUUAUAGUUAUUUUUAAGUAGAAGUUUUAUUAUUGUAAAGUGAAUUCAUUAGCAUAAUUUGAAGAGGAAUUAGUGAAGGCCAUGGUGUGGGAGGCGGAGUUUGAACGAAACCGACAUCGAGAACACAGUGCAGAGAAAGAGACGAGAAGCUUCCGAUGGCUCCAGGGAGCUGCUGACCCCAGCCGGCUCCGAGCUGACCCUGGCUCCCGCCUCCCGCCCUGUGAUCAGUGCCUGUGUGAGUGGCUCCCUCACCAGGCCGCCCUGCCGGAAGUCCAGGGGUUGCUGAAGUCUGCAGGCGCUAAGCCCUGCCCGACUGCACCCAGGUCGCGACCAUCCUCUCCAGAUCAGCUGCUGGGCCUGAGCCCCGUGCCCCCAGAUUCGAAUGGUGGAGUGCGCCACCCGCCCCUCGCUGCGACCUCACGGGGACACCAUGCCCAUAGGAGUGGCCGUAGGAGACAGGCCUCGUCCUUGGGGAGAGGCGCGCCUUGGGACACAGACACCCAGCGCCCUGGGACGAGGGGCAGGGACAGGAGGGGACCGCCACCCACCGUGCCCCCUCUCGGCCUGGAAGGGCCUUGUCCCCAGAUAGGGCACAGAGUCUGCGCUGAACUUCCUGCCCUGGGACCUCGCUGUGCCCCGGUCGGUCGCCCAGGUGCUGAGCCCUCCCUCCCUUCCUUCCUGCCUGCCUGCCUGCCUGCCUUCCUUCCUUCCUUCCCUCCUUCCUUCCUCCCUCAGUGUGCAGGCCAGGCCACUCCCUCCCGACACCUGAUCCCUUGGCCUUCCCAGCCCUCUGAGCUGCCCCAGGACUGACUGUGCCGGCUGUGUGGGUCCCCAGGCCUGGUGUCUCCUACCCCCAGAGCACCCUUUGAAGCCUCCUUGACAUGCUCUCUGACCACAACUUCACCCACUCUCUGGCAGGUGCCAACUUCCUUCAACUUUUUUUUUUUUUUUGCAGCCCUGGGGAUCGAACCCAGUCUCCCCGUACUGUG
Messenger RNA from Chinchilla lanigera (long-tailed chinchilla), 1782 nucleotides. RefSeq lists its product as uncharacterized. Lineage: Eukaryota; Metazoa; Chordata; Mammalia; Rodentia; Chinchillidae. The record is from RefSeq and is a predicted model, not a curated record.